AUGUUUGAAGCUACCGCAGAUGGUACUCUCCAGACAUCCAGCGAAACACCCACCUUCGUAAGUAGAAAAUUCAUUACUCAUCCCCCCCAUCUCGACUACGAGGCAAGUCACCUAAGGGGUGACAUGGCUGGGUCUCGCACCGAAGCGAAGGACUCCCACAUCAUGACAGACCGUGGCAAUCGCAGUCAACGCAAACGCAGAUCCACACCUCCAAACAACACCGUAAAGAAAGGACACAACCAAACAUUCUCACCACCUUCCAUAUCGCAAACUAUCCCAGGCAUCGCACCAAUAAGCCAACGCUAUUCUCCAACUUCGCCUUCUGUUGCCGAAGAAACUUUAUCAGAAGACUCAUUUCGGUCGACAACCACAGAAGACGAUGAAAGCAGUCAUCAGUCCUCUACAAACGACCAUCAGCCCAUACCAAAAAGACUCCUGACGACAAAACCUGAGUACUCAUGGCACACAAUAGCCAAAAGUAUUUAUGAACUACCCGGACACGAAUAUGUAGAAGCAAGUACCGCCUCUAAACUCAACGAAAUCAAUCUGAACUGCCCCGACGAAGCCGAUUUUCGCUCAGUAUAA
Messenger RNA from Macrosiphum euphorbiae (potato aphid), 585 nucleotides. Lineage: Eukaryota; Metazoa; Arthropoda; Insecta; Hemiptera; Aphididae. The record is from the annotation of a GenBank genome assembly.